CUGUUUUGUACUCGUCAGGUUUUUUGUGGGUGGAGUUGCCACAUUCCUCUGGAGGUGGUGGUCCGGUGUGUGGUCCAGCCGGGGUUGGUUGCCCAGGUUGUGAUGAGUCGCGUUGGAUGAACUUCUAAGAAAAAUUAUUUAUUGUUUUGUUUUUUUUAAUUUUUAUCCCGGAGCGGUAUUUAUUUUUAUUUAUUUUGAAAGCCGACGGUUGGUUUUCGUGAAUCCGGCGGGAAACAAUACUUAAGUGGUGUAGCUGGGCCCCCAUGUAGCUAGAAUGUGUGGAGGUGGUGUCGGUUGUUGAUUUUUCGAGGACAUUUGGAAAUACAGGUCGGAUGAAGUGGUAACUAGAGGAGUUGUAUUGUUGAGUAAGAGGGAGGAUAAGUUGGCCGAGGUCGGGCAGAUUCACAAGCUGCUUUAAGCAGCGGACUUGAAAAAUAUAUCUACUCGUCUUGUUUUGCUCGUGUGUGGUGCGUUGCUGUAGUGCAAUUGCAUUACAAUGCCGGAUAGAUGGGUCCUACUUUCCUGUCUCUAUGUUUGUGAAACUAAUUAAGGGUUGAGCGUUUACUUUACUGGACGAUUGAUAAUAAGCAACCUAAUUUUUUAUAUUAAGGUCCUGAUCAAAUAGUCUCACACACGUUAGUUGUACUGAAUUAACUCAAGAGAGAUCUUAGGUAGGCUGUUGGUAUGGUUUCAUUAGAGCAUUUCGAGUUAUCUUAAGUUUAGUUGUAUUCCUGAUUAUGUCCUAAGUUUCUAGCGCUGAUCCUAGGUUUUCAACUGGUUUGUGCAAGUGUGUGUGUGUUUUUUUGUUUAUGUAUUUGAAGUGGUAAUGCGUUUUCGAGGGAAUAUUUUGCCUUUCAUGUCAUUGUAGACGUCCACAGUUGAGCUGUCAUUUGAGCCCUUCAUAGCAUUUGCAAAGUGGUGUGCUAUUAUUAUGUGAGGUGAAGUUUAUUACACACUCUUUUCAUUAGCAUUUUUUAAAAUUUAUUUUUGUUUUUACUUUUUGUGGAAAUGCUUGUUUCUGCAGUUGCAAGGAGACCGCAGCAGUACCUCUUUCACUCUCAGAUUACAGUAUGGGUCUUGGCCGACUUCCUUGGCCUCGUUUUAAUUCAUUUUCAUAACGCUUGGCGUAUUCUUAUCCCUGAACAUUGAAGGAGUUUGUCACUCUGAAGCACCAGGGUUUGCUAACUUUAUGCUUUUAGAAGCGUAGUAUCCAAAGCGAAUUGAGUCGGCUGUGUGGAGUAUCGUCGAAGUUUACUUAAAGAAUAUAGGGUUACCUUCCUCGGUUAUAUACUUCGGUCUCGGUGUUUUGCAAGGGUUCGCUUUCAACAUUCAGGAGUUCGUAAAUUUUUCCCUAGGAUUCUAGGGUAGAUUUGUAGCUAGACUUAAUUAUCGAUGCUGUUAUCUCACACUGACAACAGCGUUGCAACUAUUGAAGGCGCGCAUCGUGAGUGUCGUGAAUGUAAGGGUUUCUGGUAAUCCGAGUCUCUGUCCCGCCAGAGUUGCUCUAAUCUGAGAAGGGAAGAAAAUUUUCUUCAACAUGACUAAAGAGGACUUUACGGACGAGCCUGUGAACGAAGGCGGCGAUGGAGAUGAGGAGUACAGUCUCGUUACGGAGAGAUUGAGGCAGCGGACAAAUAGAAAACCUGUGUAUGUAGAAGAGGAGGAAGGUAUGGAAGAAGAUGAAUGGGAAGAGGAGGCAGAUGAGGGUGAAGAAGAGGAAGAUGAGGAGAAAGAAGUUCUUAAGAUGGAACAGAGUGAGGACUUCUGCAGUAUUUGCCAUCUGGGAGGAGAUUUGUUGUGUUGUGACACAUGUACAGCUGUGUUUCAUCUUGGGUGUUUGGAUCCGCCUAUGAAAGUUGUGCCACGAGGCAAAUGGAGCUGUCCCAAAUGUGCAGACCCACUUGGUGACGUGGAAAAGUUCAUUGAUACUCAGAUGAGACCAAUGAAAGUUCCCGGCAAACUUCCUGUGAAUGUUGAAGACAAAGGUUCAGAAGAUCAACCACAGAAGCUUGUAAAACAAUACUUGGUUAAGUGGAAGUCUAGAUCUUAUUUGCACUGCUCAUGGGUCACUGCAGAAGACUUAGAGAGGGGUAUGAAGAACUUUGCAGGUCUAAGAAUGAAACUCAACCAUUUUCAUAAGAUGCUCGAUGGAACCAGAAAUUGGAACACACCCGAUGAGGAUCGCAUGCCUAUUAGACCAGAGUGGACUACUGUUGACCGUGUUCUUGAUAUGAGGCAUAAUGGUGAUAUCACGGAAUACUUGGUCAAAUGGAAGGAACUUGGUUACGAUGAGGCCACAUGGGAAGUUGAAGAAGAUGUCUUAGCUUUUCAAGCAGAGAUAGAUAAAUUUAAGGAGAUUAUGAGUCGUCAAGUAUUGAAGAAGCGAAAAGGUUCAGCGCUCGACAGUAAAGAUCUCAAGCGGCGAAGAAAGGACUUCAAACCCUUCAAAAAAACGCCUAAAUUUUUGAUUGGAGGUUCGCUGCAUCCAUAUCAGCUGGAGGGCUUAAACUUUCUGCGGUUUGCAUGGGAGCAAAACAAGCAUGUAAUAUUAGCUGAUGAAAUGGGUUUGGGUAAAACGAUUCAAAGUAUCUCACUUUUGGGAUCUUUAGUGGAGGAGAAUGUGGGUCUGCCCCAUCUGGUCGUAGCACCACUCUCCACUUUACGGAAUUGGGAGCGGGAAUUUGCCACUUGGUGUCCUCAAAUGAAUGUGGUCAUGUACGUUGGAUCCUCUCAAGCGCGGGCCAUUCUUCGCCAGUAUGAGUUCUUUUUUCCUCAAAAGAGUUCAAAGAAAUCGAAGGACAAAGGAAAGAAGAAGAUGGCAGGGGAGAGCAAGCAAGACCGAGUAAAGUUUGACGUGUUGCUGACAUCUUAUGAGAUGAUAAAUCUUGAUACUGCAAUCCUUAAAGCUCUUAAGUGGGAAUGUUUGAUUGUGGAUGAGGGACAUCGUUUGAAAAACAAGGAUUCUAAGCUUUUUCAAACCCUCACAACUUUCUCCACCCGCCACCGAGUCCUCCUCACAGGGACACCCUUACAGAACAACCUGGAUGAACUCUUCAUGCUGAUGCACUUUCUCGAUGCAGGCAAGUUUAAUAGUUUAGAGGAGUUCCAGCAAGAGUUUCAAGACAUUAAUCAGGAGGAGCAAGUUGGGCGGCUGCACAAGAUGUUGGCACCUCACUUACUACGCAGAGUGAAGAAAGAUGUCUUGAAAGAAAUGCCACCUAAGAAGGAACUCAUUCUGCGGGUGGAGCUUAGUAGCCUACAGAAGGAGUUUUACAAAGCAAUAUUGACAAAAAACUAUCAGAUUUUGGCUAAGCAGGGUGGUCCUCAGGUUUCACUUACCAACGUGGUUAUGGAACUACGUAAAUUGUGUGGACACCCUUACCUUUUGGAGGGGGUUGAACCUACUGUGAGAAAUCAGGCUGAAGCGAACAGGCAGUUGUUGGAGAAUUCAGGGAAGCUAUUACUGCUGGAUAAAAUGAUGACAAAAUUACAUGCUCAAGGCCACCGAGUUCUCAUAUAUUCUCAGUUCACGCGCAUGCUUGAUAUUCUGGAAGACUGGCUGCAUUUGAAGAAAUGGGGUUAUGAGCGAAUAGACGGUAAAAUAAGUGGAUCUGAACGCCAAAUCCGAAUCGAUCGGUACAACGCACCUAACUCCACCAAGUUUUGCUUCUUGUUAUCGACUCGAGCUGGAGGCUUGGGUAUUAACUUGGCUACAGCAGACACUGUCAUUAUAUAUGAUAGUGAUUGGAAUCCUCAUGCAGAUCUUCAAGCUAUGGCUCGGGCUCAUCGACUAGGUCAACAAAAUAAGGUGAUGAUUUUUCGUCUUGUUACUCGUGGAACAAUUGAAGAAAGAAUGAUGCAAAUGACAAAGAAAAAAAUGGUCUUAGAGCAUCUGGUUGUAGGCCGCAUGAAAAAAGAAAACAUCAAUCAGGAGGAACUUGAUGACAUUUUGCGGUAUGGUGCAAUGGAGUUGUUUAGUGAAAAGGAUGAAGAUGGAAAAACACGUCAAAUCCACUAUGACGAUGCUGCCAUUGAUAGGCUUUUGGAUCGAGCCCAAGUUAAUGAUGAGGAAGAGAAAGCAGAUGACGAAGAAGACAGUGACUUGUUGAAAGCUUUCAAGGUUGCAAAUUUUGAUUACAUUAAUGACGAGGAUGCAGCAGCGGCCGCUGCUGAGGAGGCUGAGAGGGAGGCCCGUGCCAAGCUGGAGGCUGAAAUGGAGGGGCAAGGGCGGGCACAGUUUUGGGAUAGUUUGUUGAAGGACCGAGUUGUCGAGCAGCAAGUGGAAGAGUUUGAAGAGCUUGGGAAAGGCAAGCGGAGUCGCAGACAGGUGAGACCUGGGUUAUAUUCUCAAGAGGAUGAUCUAGCAGGUAUGGCUGAGAUGAAUUCCGAUGACGGACAAGAACCCGAGUGGGCGCCUACUGCAGAUGCAGACUCUCCCGGUUCUAAUGGUGAGGUUGGUGAAGUUUCGGGUAGUAAAAAGUUGCAGCCCUCGAGGAAGAGAGUCAAAGAACGUAUGACAGGCGAGCCACCACCGUUGAUGGAAGGAGAAGGCCGAGAACUUCGAAUUCUCGGAUUCAAUCAUAGGCAGCGUUCUGUAUUUGUUAAUGUCCUGAUGAGGUUUGGCUUAGGAGAUUUCAGCUGGUCUGAGUUUAUUCCUCGUCUGAAGCCAAAAACACCUGAGGAGAUUAAGGAUUAUGGCACUCUAUUCUUGAGCCACAUUGCGGAGGAUAUCAACGACUCCCCUUUUUUCUCUGAUGGUAUACCCAAGGAAGGUCUUCGUAUCCAAGAUGUCUUGGUACGACUGGCGAUUUUGCACCUUAUUCGCGACAAGGUUAAAGCGCUGACAGAAGACCCAGCAAUGCCUCUUUUUUCUCAAGGUUCACAUAUGUAUCGUUAUUAUUCUCUUCGAAAUACGAAAGUCUGGAAAGAGGAGCACGAUCGCAAACUGUUGUACGCAAUAUGCUCACGGCAUGGCUAUGGGAGGUGGCUGUCGAUUGUGGAAGAUCCUCAGUUGGGGUUGGGCCCUGUCAUUCGCGGUGAGCUGCUUCUGCGAGGUGUUAAUGAUAGCGCUGGGCCUUCUAAAAACGGUGACGCUCGUCCGGGUGAAUCAGAGGACCCUUCAGGACGUGGUGAAGCGCCUGCUCCUGCUGAUGAGGAAGGACCUCCUGGAUUGCCAGUUGGGGCUGACAGAGAAGAGAGAGAGGCUUAUCUGCAGAAACGGAUGGUUGACUUCGUAAAGAGAAGAGUUUUGGUUUUGGAGAAGGUCUUGAAUGCAGAAUAUCAUUGCACGGGGGCUGACCAAGUUCAGGUUGAGGAGCCUCCUCCGCAAAUGAUGACGAAUGAACAAGCUAUGAGAGGUCACCAAGCACCACAGAUGAUGAUGAAUGAUCCUCAUAUGAGAAGUCAUCAGGUACCACAGACGAUAAUGAAUGAUCAUGGCAUGAGAGGCUAUCAAACGCCGCAGAUGAUGAUGAAUGAUCCAAUGAUGAGAGGCUACCAGUCGCCUCAAAUGAUGAACAACAAUAUGGGAAUGGGUGCCCAACAACAAUCGCAAUAUCAUCCAAUGCAACAGAUGCGGCCUCAUGUGCAAGAACGUGGUCCUCUUCCUCCUCGGCAUCCUGUGCAAAUUUCACCUGAAGAACUUGCUGCAAAUGCUUUUGACAAAGAAGAAGGUCGCUUGAAAGUUGCUCACAUCUAUAAUCAGAUAUGCGCAACAGUAAAUGAGAACGAAGGCGACGCCAUCCAAGCUUAUGGUGGGAACAAGUCAGCAGGGCUUCGAGUCCGAAAGGCAUUACGAGAGAUUGAGAUCCUUUGCGUAGACAUGCGAAAUGCUUUGUUUGAUCAGCCACUUCGAAAGUCGACUGGCCGUAAGAAAAAAGCAGAUGGUGCAGAGGGAGCUGAGCCUGCUGUAGAGGGAGCCAAAGAAGACGGAGUUGAUGGCCAGUCUGACGAUGGACUCGAAGACUUCAACGAAGAAUUCGAUAGAGAGAUAGACUCCGACAUUGAAUGCGAUGUAGAGACCAGGCGACCCUCAUCUCCUACUCCAACUAGUGAACCCGGCAACGAAGUUCAUGAGUACCAGUUUCUUAAGAAUGCAGAUGCAGAUGCGGGUGAGCGUUCAUGGCCACAGGGCUUGCAAACCCUGAAGCCUGGGAUGAGGGUCGACUUGGGCGGACCAAGACACUCUCCACUACAGAUGACGCCUCCUGCUCAUGCUGCUCCCACGCCUAGCGUUGCUCCUCAGUACGAAGAAGGCAAGUGGCCUCCUGCCGUUGUAUACUUGGACAGAGAUUGAGUUGAUUGCGUUUGUAGAUGAGAUUCCUCCAUUUAUUAUCCAGAGAGGGCGCUGGUGAAGGUUGAGGACAGAACCUUCUUGAAUUCGCGCCUGAAACUCCAGGUUUGCAACUUGUAAAUAACUCUGCUUGUCCUGUGGGUCAUGCUGGAUUCUUUAUUUCAUCAUUCGUGCAUUCUACAUUCAACUUUUUACUUUCCUCAGCGUGCGUCGUCUUUGACUUAGACUUGGACACGGAGACCGCGAAAUGAGCUCAGAUAGGAUGAGGGGUGUCCAUUGGAGUUAUCAACCAUUGUUACAUGAGGAGAAUAUUUUAUUGACCCAUCCGUUACAUGCUUACAUUAUUGAAGCACCUGAAAUUGCGGAUGAUUUUGAUUGAUAUGA
Physcomitrium patens is the source of this 6676-nucleotide messenger RNA. RefSeq names its product CHD3-type chromatin-remodeling factor PICKLE. Gene Ontology annotation, molecular function: histone binding; structural constituent of chromatin; DNA binding. The record is from RefSeq and is a predicted model, not a curated record. Gene Ontology annotation, biological process: chromatin remodeling. Lineage: Eukaryota; Viridiplantae; Streptophyta; Bryopsida; Funariales; Funariaceae. Gene Ontology annotation, cellular component: chromatin; nucleus.